GCAACGGACGGGUUGGCUAUGUCUUACCCCAUAUGUAAUUGAUGGGAAGAUCAAGUCGUGAAGGUCAUCUGAAAAGAUGCACCUGAUACCUCCUGAACCAUUUGCGCCCGUCGUUUGGACCGAGGAGUGCGCCCAGACCAUCCUUGGCGACCAUUGAUGGAUUUAGCCAAGGAUGGCAGGCAUUCCGUCUAUUACCGUAUCAUUGUUGCGUUGCCUACUCUUCACGAUCCUACUGCCCGCAGGCAAUAUCUUACUUACGUAGCUUCUUUCUUGUCAUGAGGUGGAACUCCCUUGACUUUCGUUUCAGUUUUCUCUUCUCCUCCCAUACUUCUCCGUCACUGAAACGUUGCUGAUCUCCUCAGCCACCACCCGAGCCGCGCAGAGGUAGCAGCGCGUUGAGCGCCUGCAGCUACUCCCCCGAGCUUCCCCAGACUAUCAGAGAGCUCUCAACUACACAACGUAGUCAUAUCGCUUGACCCAACCGCCGAGAUGUAUGGGUCACAAUGGUCUACACUUGUGCUCCUCCCUGCACUUUUCGCCCGCACCGUUCGAUCACAGCACAUCCGCUCCAACUUUACCGCCAGAGACCUCAUUCCGAACCCAUUUGCCAUCCGUGACGACCGUCCUGAUAACUGUCCUCCAUGCUUCAAUUGCAACCUGGACGACUUCGUCUGCCACCAGUUCGCAGACUGUAGUCAGGCGAACGGACGAUGUGUCUGUCCACCCGGAUUUGGUGGUGAAGAUUGCUCACAGCCAGCUUGCGGCUCUUUAGCGGAUGGACCGGACAGAGCACCGAGACAAGGCGAUCACUGCGGUUGUACAGAAGGCUGGGAAGGAAUAAAUUGCAAUCUUUGCACCACGAACGAUGCAUGUAGAGCCUUUGUACCAACCGAAGAUGGUGACGGCGCAGUGUGCUAUAAAGAUGGUGGUCUUGUCAAGGAGAAUUAUCAGCUGUGCGACAUCACGAACAACAAGAUUGUUGAAAUGCUUAAAGAGAAGAAGCCUCAAGCUACUUUUUCUUGUAAUGCAGAGACUGAAGAGUGUAACUUUCAAUUCUGGGUUGACGAACGAGAAUCUUUUUACUGCGGUCUUGAUUCCUGCACUGCUGCAAGAGACAUGGAAGAAAAUCGGAAUAUCACCAAAUACAAUUGCGAUCACAUUCAGUGCCGAUGCAUUCCGGGGCGCAUGCUUUGCGGUGAAGAGAACUCGAUCGACAUCGGAGAUUUCCUCCGAGAAGAGAUCAAAGGACCUGCUGCAUUUACAUCCAUCAAGACAGAAGGCGGCAGCGACAACGAUGGCAGUGUCUUCACGGAGCCGGCUAUGGACAACUUGAUAGCCAGUAUCUUCGGCGAUAAGAGCAUCUUCCUAAGUUGCCGUUCCUCCGAAUGUAUGUACAAGACAGAGGUUCCAGGCUAUGAAAAGCCCGUCAAGAAGAUCAAUACUCCACUCAUCGCUGGCGUAAUCGCGGGCUGUGCACUAUUUGUGGUGGCUGUCAUACUAGGGGUCUGGUUCAUUGCUCGACGUACUGCAAGCAGGAAAGGCGGUUACAUCCAUCUAUCCGACGAAGACGAGGAUGAAAGCGCGAAGCUUCUGGCUGAUCAUCAGCCUGCGGCGCUAUAUUUCGAAAAUGUCGGCUACAACUUGAAUGGCAAGCAGAUCCUCUCUGGCGUUGCGGGAGCGGUCCACCCAGGAGAACUCAUGGCAAUUAUGGGCGCUUCAGGGGCUGGUAAAACGACGUUCCUGGACAUACUGGCUCGGAAGAACAAGCGAGGUUCUGUAGAGGGCCACUUCUACCUGAAUGGAGAGAAUGUCCUUGACGAGGAAUUUCGCAAUGUAAUCGGAUUUGUCGACCAAGAAGACACGCUUCUCCCAACUUUGACUGUACACGAGACCAUAUGGAAUUCUGCCAUGCUGCGUUUACCAAGGGAGAUGAGCAGCAUGUCCAAGGCUCAAAAGGUCGAAGAUGUUGAGAAGCAGCUCGGGAUUUACCACAUCCGCCACCAGUUGAUUGGUUCAGAAGAAGGCAGCAAUCGUGGAAUCUCAGGUGGUGAGAAACGCAGAGUCGGUAUUGCCUGCGAGCUUGUGACCAGCCCAAGCAUUCUCUUCCUGGACGAACCUACUAGUGGUCUAGAUGCAUACAACGCUUACAACGUCGUAGAAUGCCUGGUCAGUCUCGUCAAAAACUACAACCGCACAGUGGUCUUUACCAUUCACCAACCUCGCUCAAACAUUGUUGCUUUGUUCGAUCAGCUCGUCUUGCUCGCCAAAGGUAGGGCAGUUUACUCCGGGCCAUUUAGCAGCUGUCAAGCUUAUUUCGACUCUAUUGGUUACCCAUGUCCGCCUGGUUUUAAUAUCGCGGACUACCUGGUUGAUCUGACGAUGCAUGCUGGUGCCGCGCAUUCUUCAAUCGAUGAGAAUAGCUCGCUCUUCGAUAAUGUGGGCCUUCGGACAAGUGCAAGUAGUGCCAUUGGUGUCAAAUCCGUUCCGAGCGUCUCAAACGUCAGCGUCGGUCCAGACACAAUGGGAAGCCCGGGUUCAAGUUUGAGAGUGCAAGGCAAGCGCAGAACGUCCAUUCGACAACAACAAGAGCGUGACUUAUUUACUCGAAAAAAGAGCAAUACUGGAGGUGAUGGUACAACUACGCCUAAGACUGACGACGAAGUUAUUCCCGAUAAUACCCAACAGUGGCUUCGUAUGUCUCGUCAACAAGGUAAUCCUCCACCACAGAUCCUAGAGGAUCCUGACCACCUUCUCCCUCCGGCAAAUGGUGGCACGGGCACAAAUUUGGAUGCGUUGAUCACCUCGUAUGCAACAUCCGAUGUUGCCGUUUCUCUCCAGGACGACAUUCGACGCGCUGUGACCUCUGCCAAUGAAGCAAACGGUACUCCAAAUGGUGAUGGCCAAGUAAAUGGCGCUUCCACAGGGAAAAUUCGAGGCUAUCGCAAAGUUGGUAUACCCAGACAAUUCGUCAUUCUCUCGGUUCGAACGUGGCGCAAUUUAUAUCGCAACCCAAUGCUCAUGCUUACUCAUUACGCCAUCGCUAUCGUGCUAGGAGUGGCUAUUGGCUAUCUCUUCUUCGGACUGACAGAUGAUAUCAAAGGCUUCCAGAAUCGUCUAGGUCUCUUCUUCUUCAUUCUAGCUCUCUUCGGUUUCAGUACCUUGACCAGCUUGACGGUCUUUGCCCCCGAGAGACUCAUCUUCGUACGAGAGCGCGCGAAAGGAUAUUACCAUCCCUUAUCGUAUUUCUUGGCCAAGACUGUAUUUGACAUCGUGCCUCUGCGGAUUAUUCCUCCUAUCAUCUUGGGUAUCAUCAUAUAUCCGAUGACUGGACUGCUUCCUCACUGGGGCAAUUUCCUGAAAUUCAUGCUAUUCCUCGUCCUAUUCAAUCUGGCGGCAGCUGGUAUUUGUCUCUUCAUCGGCAUCUGCUGUAGGAAUAGUGGAGUUGCAAAUCUAAUAGCACUCCUUACGAUGCUCAUAUCGCUACUCUUUUCUGGUUUCCUCUUGAACCACGAGACUAUCCCAUUAACAGCGACGUGGCUGCAAACUUUGUCAAUCUUUCACUACGCCUACGAAGGUCUCCUCGUCAACGAAGUGCGCACACUAAGUCUUGUCGACCACAAAUACGGUCUUGACAUCGAGGUCCCAGGUGCCUCUCUUUUGAGCUCCUUCGGCUUCCAGGUACUUGACCUAUGGAAAGACGCCAUUGGCCUCGGUGUUUUCGCAGCUGCUUUCAUGGUACUCUCAUACUUGGCCAUGCACGUGCUGCUCAUUGAGCGGCGCUGAUGCUCUCAGCCUUUCAUGUAUCUACUUCUCCAGUUUCGCACUUGUGUGAGAUCGCUAUAACGGAGCGUUUUGGGCAUAUAGAAAGCUUGGACUGUAGGCUUGUAUAGCUCGUUUUGCAUUUCGAUCGGCGUUUUGUUUGGCUUUAGAUAUAUGAUACAACCUCAGAGUACGCAUAGAGACAUACACACAAUACUUCUCUCCA
Molecule: messenger RNA, 3985 nt
Organism: Pseudovirgaria hyperparasitica
Lineage: Eukaryota; Fungi; Ascomycota; Dothideomycetes; Acrospermales; Acrospermaceae
Exons: 3
Coding region: 490-3783 (1097 amino acids)
Cellular component (GO): membrane
Molecular function (GO): ABC-type transporter activity; ATP binding; ATP hydrolysis activity
Source: RefSeq, a predicted model, not a curated record